This is a messenger RNA of Sitophilus oryzae (rice weevil), 1322 nucleotides long. RefSeq names its product pre-mRNA-splicing factor CWC24-like. Lineage: Eukaryota; Metazoa; Arthropoda; Insecta; Coleoptera; Curculionidae. The record is from RefSeq and is a predicted model, not a curated record. The transcript has 6 exons. The coding region runs from base 160 to 1122 and encodes 320 amino acids.
UUGUCAACUGUCAACAGCAUCCACAAGGUUUAAAAAACUAAAACAGAAAAACUAUUUAAAAAAACAUCAACAUUUUCUAAUAUUAUAUUAUUACCUAGAUAUACUUUACAUGUUAUAGAUUAAUUUUAUAAGUAAUAAAUAAGAAUUUUCUUCAAAAUAAUGCCAAGGAGAAGCACUCGAAUUACAGCAGCAAAAAAGAAUGCAGAAAUUGAGUUCUUAAGUCAAACAAGAUUCAGUAAUUCUUCUGAUGAAGAAGAGUCUUCUGCAGAAAUCUUUCUGUAUGGUCGAGAUGCAACUAAGAAAAAAAAAUCAAGGAAAGCAACAAAAAGUAGGGGUAGGAAAUCAACAGCAGGACCAUCUAGGCAAAAAACAUCCACGAACAAGCGUCAAACUCUUCCCUCAAAAAGCACAUCCUUGCUUAUUUCAGAUACAGAUGAAGAGGAGGCUACAGAUAAUAAACGAAUACAAAAUAAUCAGGAAGAUGAAAUAAAGAAGAAAUUGGAUACAUUUUUCGAUGCAUUGGAUUCUGAUGAUGAUAUACAAUUUGGUACUAAAAAUGAUGAACAGGUGUUAUCAGUGCCUCAUGGGAAGAAGGAUAAGCCAUUUUACGAAAUUUCUUCCGAUUCUGAACCUGAGGAUAAGCCAUCUACUUCAGCCAGCACCUCAAAAUUUAGUUUUGAUCAUAAACCUGAAACACUUAGUAGUAGUACCAGUAGUCUAAAAUCCAAAGGAAAUAAACCAAAUAAUUUGUUUGACUUUGUUGAUGAUAUUUUGAAGGAUUGUGAUUUAGUAAAUGUUUGCAAAGAUAAAAUAAAGGAGAAUAUUCCAGUAUCUAGCUUAGAGGAUCUAGUAAAAAAGACCAACGAUAUUAUAGGCAAUGUUUCAAAUUUAGUGGGAGAUCUACAAGCAAAACCUGAAGAACCGAAGAAAAAUGAUGAGAAGGAACCUCCCUGCUGUCCAAUAUGUUUAGAAACCCUAGACGGCAAUAUAAAAAUAAUGGUAACCAUGUGUGGACAUCUAUUUUGUGAACCGUGUAUAAUUCAGGUUGCAAAGACAGUGAAAAAAUGUCCAACAUGUAGGAAGACAGUUACGAAGACCAAAUACCAUCCAAUUUAUAUUUAAGUUUAUUUAUGUGUGUUUAGAUAUUUAUUUUUUUUAUGAAUCUUAGUAUAUUUUUGUAAAUUUGAUAAUUGAGAUUUGAAUAGAAUUAUUAUAGUAAACAUGCUUUAGCAUCUCGUACCUUAGAAAUGUGUUUGUGUAUUUUUUGUAUGUUUGAUUUUUAUUGAAUGAAGUAAUGUUAUGAAGUAAAUAUUAAUUAGAUU